Messenger RNA from Canis lupus familiaris (dog), 1437 nucleotides. RefSeq names its product coiled-coil domain containing 113 (gene CFAP263). The record is from RefSeq and is a predicted model, not a curated record. The transcript has 9 exons. Gene Ontology annotation, cellular component: ciliary basal body; axoneme. NCBI's taxonomy places the organism in Eukaryota, Metazoa, Chordata, Mammalia, Carnivora, Canidae. The coding region runs from base 118 to 1413 and encodes 431 amino acids. Gene Ontology annotation, biological process: cilium assembly.
GUCGCUCCGGCAACGCGCCGCGAGGUGGCCGCCGGCCGCGUGACGCUCGGCCGCUCGCGCUCGGCGCCCUCGGUCUCUCGCGGCAUUGGCGAGGCUGCUGGGGCGCAGAGAUGACUGAUGAGGAGGACUCCGAGACCGCCGUCGUCGAGUUGCAGGGCGGGGAGGAGAACGAGCUGCCGACUAUCCAGCUGUGUGAGCUGGUGGAAGAGCUCAGGUAGGCCGGGGGCCCCGGAGGUUCAGAGGUCAACUGUACAACUUCCCGGUCUCCCAGAGUAUCCGGUUGUAGCAGCGGAGCGGCUGUUACUUCACUAUGUCCGUGAACAGUUGAGGUCAGAACUGAGCUAUGGAAACUCUGCUCUCAAAACUGAGACAGAGAUGUUUGAGAAAUAUUAUAAUAAACUGGAGCCCAGGGAUCAGCGACAUCCACGAUUAUCAGAAAUUAUAUCAGGAGCCGAAUUUGCACAGUUCCGAGGCAAGCAUAGAUCCAAAUCCCGUAUAGGUAUGGACCAUGUGAUAGGCCUCAGUUGUGACCAAAAAUGCGAGCUUGUACAAAAGGAGCUGGAAGACAUGAAGGACGAGAUCAGGCACAUGAGAGCAAAUGCCGAACGAGACCUGCAGCAUCAUGAGGCUAUCAUUGAGGAAGCUGAAAUCCGAUGGACUGAAGUUCAGAGAGCAGUGCAUGAGUUUAAAAAAGAUAUUCUCAAAACCAUAUCCAAGAAGAAAGGGAGUAUUUUGGCCACUCAGAAAGUGAUGAAGUACAUUGAGGACAUGAACCGCCGGAGGGAUAAUAUGAAGGAUAAAUUACGUUUGAAAAAUGUUUCUCUCAAAGUACAGAGGAAAAAGAUGCUUUUACAAUUGAGGCAGAAGGAAGAGGUAGGCGAGGCCCUCCAUGAUGUUGAUUUUCAGCAGCUGAAGAUCGAGAAUGCUCAGUUUUUAGAGACAAUUGAAGCAAAGAAUCAAGAACUGAUCCAGCUAAAGCUGGCAUCUGGAAACACCCUGCAGGUCCUCAAUGCAUACAAAAGCAAGCUAUACCAAGCAAUGGAAAUGUCUGUCAAUCUGGACAAGGAGAUCUUGCUGAGAAAUGAGUUACUUGAAAAAAUUGAAAGAGAAACCCUACAAGUAGAGGAGGACCGGGCCAAGGCUGAGGCUUUGAACAAGAAGCUCCGCAAGCAGCUGGCUGAGUUCCGCUCGCCACAGGUGAUGUUAUAUGUGCGGGAGAACAUCUUAAAUGGGGACCUGGAGAAGACCAUCAAGAUGUGGGAAAGGAAAGUGGAGAUAGCAGAGAUGUCCUUAAAAGGCUACCGCAAGGCAUGGAAUAAAAUGAAAACCACCAAUGAGCAGUUGCAGGCACUUUGCCCCCCCCAGGAAAUAGCCAGAGGGAGGCCACAGCUGCAGACCAGAGUGAUCCAUUAAAGUAAUCAGCUCCUUUCCAUUCAA